Octopus sinensis (East Asian common octopus) is the source of this 1180-nucleotide messenger RNA. Its product is annotated as protein SGT1 homolog. The record is from RefSeq and is a predicted model, not a curated record. The transcript is spliced from 13 exons. Bases 89 to 1165 code for a protein of 358 amino acids. Gene Ontology annotation, molecular function: protein-folding chaperone binding. Gene Ontology annotation, biological process: protein stabilization. NCBI's taxonomy places the organism in Eukaryota, Metazoa, Mollusca, Cephalopoda, Octopoda, Octopodidae.
GCCAUCAUACGGAAGGGAGAUAACUUUUGGUGUCCUGAGGAAGUUUCCAGAAGAUUUCCCAGAAUUCCUCUGCUUCGUUGCUAGCAACAUGGACAAUUGUGAUUCCUUGUUUUCGCAAGCCAAUGAUGAAUUUGUCAACGAGAAUUAUCAAAGUGCAAUUGAUCUCUUCACAAAAGCAAUUGCUGCCAAUAAAACCAAAAGUGAAUAUUUCACCAACAGGGCUCAUGCUUACUUCAAAUUAAACGAAUAUGAAAAAGCCAUUGAAGAUUCAGAAAAUUCCAUUUUGUUAAAUCCUCACUCAAUAAAAGCAUUUAUACGAAAAGGGAUUUGCCAGUUUGAAUUGAAGAGGUAUCAAGAAGCUUUAGAUACGUUCCAGGAAGGCCAAAAGUUAGAAAGUAACAACAAGACUGUGGAACUGUGGCUAGAUUCUUGUAGAGAAAAGCUUGGCUUGCCAAAAGAACAAAAACAACAGAAUUCAGUUCCAAAUAGCAGCACACAGGAUGUGAACCCAGAAACAAGUGUUGAGUCUGCUACUUCUGCUGUCACACCCACUCCAGCACCCCACAGGACAAAAUAUGACUGGUACCAAACACAAACAUUUACUGUGAUUACUGUUCUUGAGAAGAAUGUGAAUAAAGACGACAUUCAAGUAGAUUAUGGUGACAAAACAUUUAAACUCGUUGCUAAACUACAUAAUGGUGAAGAGUACAUAAUGCAGCUAAAUCUUGCCAAUGCUGUUGUCCCAGCUGAAUGUCAAGUUAAAGUCACACCUUUGAAAAUUGAAGUGAAACUCAAAAAGAAAGAAGAUAUCCAUUGGAAACAUUUGGAAAGUUCUGCAGACAACACUAUCAACACACCAUAUGCCUCAGUAUCAAAAGCGGAUGUUAAAGAGAGUAAGCCCUUGAGUCACUUUCGGAAUUGGGAAAAGUUUGUGAAGGAAGUUACUGAGGAAGAGAAGAACGAAAAGCCAGAAGGUGAUGCAGCGUUAAACCACUUGUUUCAACAGAUCUAUGCUGAUGGCAAUGAUGACGUGAAGCGGGCCAUGGUGAAGUCUUACGUAGAGUCAAGUGGCACGGUUCUCAGCACCAAUUGGAACGAGGUUGGAGAGAAAGCAGUCGAUGUGAAACCUCCAUCUGGAAUGGAAUACAAGAACUGGGAGGCUUAACUUCCUGCAACUUAA